Molecule: messenger RNA, 1210 nt
Organism: Aspergillus fijiensis CBS 313.89
Lineage: Eukaryota; Fungi; Ascomycota; Eurotiomycetes; Eurotiales; Aspergillaceae
Product: amidohydrolase family protein
Exons: 4
Coding region: 17-1171 (384 amino acids)
Biological process (GO): secondary metabolic process
Cellular component (GO): cytoplasm; cytosol
Molecular function (GO): carboxy-lyase activity; hydrolase activity
Source: RefSeq, a predicted model, not a curated record
UUUUCCUCGUGAUCGAAUGCUUUAUAGGUUCUUGCUUGCAUUGUUGAAUUGGCUUCUACCCUGGACCUGGAAAUCCAAACUCAACGAGAUGACGGACCACGGGAUGGACUGGCUGCAAGGGAAGAUCCUGGCAUGGACUCACCCACCGCCCGUCAACAAGAUCGACACCCACCACCAUUUCGUGCCCUCGUUCUACAGGGAAGCCGUUGAAGCAGCAGGAGGUGACCCAAGCGGCUGGCCCACCCCCAGCUGGAGCCCGCUGCGCUCCGAGCUCCUCAUGAAACGCCUGGGGAUCCGCACGGCGAUCCUCUCGACCACAGCCCCCGGGGCCUGCAUCCUCCAAGGCGAAGCCUCAUACAAGCUGGCGCGACAGCUGAACGAGUACGCGGCAGACCUGCGCGACAAGCACCCCGACCGCUACGGGUUCUUCGCCAACCUCCCAGACAUUUCCCUGCAUCCAGACGCGGCCCUCGCCGAACUGGCCUACGCCCUGGACACCCUGCACGCCGACGGCGUCACCCUGUUCACGCGCUACGGCACCUCCGCCGCCACGCAAGCAUACCUGGGCCACCCGGCCCUCGAGCCGAUCUGGGCGGAGCUGCACCGCCGCCAGUGCGUGGUGUUCGUGCACCCGACCCACCCGGCCGACCCGACCGCGGUCAACGCCCACCUCCCGCAGCCCGUCAUCGACUACCCGCACGAGACCACCCGCACCGCCAUGGACAUGAUCCUGCAGGGCACCCGCCGCAAGUACCCAGAUUGCCCGGUGAUUCUCUCGCACGCCGGCGGCACCCUGCCGUAUCUGAUCACCCGGCUGGCGACGCCCCUCCGCAAGGCGCCGGACCUCGCGGCCGGGUAUGUCGUCGGCACGACCUACGAGCAGGUCAUGGCGGAUUUCCGGAGUUUCCACUUCGAUCUCGCCCUUUCGGCGGCGCCGCAGGUCGUCGAGGUGUUGCGGCGGAUGGUGCCGGGCGAUAAGAUACUUUAUGGGAGUGACUUCCCUUACGCCCCGUUGCCGGCGUAUCCGGCUUUCUUGGAGGAGCUGGAUGGGUGCGAGAUGUCGGAGGAGAUGCGCGAGGGGGUUUAUUUCGGGAAUGCGCGCAAGUUGAUUCCGAGGUUGGCGGGGGAGGCCGGCGUGAGGGGCAGAUCUGAUGCUGAGUUAUUUGAGUAGGGGGACGAGGAACUGCCGUGAUUAGAGGAAAGGAAAGAG